AUGUAUUUCACACUUAUAGAAUUGGUUGGAGUGUUCGCUGCCAUCAAAGAGAACCUCAUUCUGACCACAGUAUUCGCCAGUCUUAUGGGAAUCAGUCUAUUCUUUAAGUUCCACUUUCAGGCCGGAUAUGUCGAGGGAGUCACCACUUUUAUGGCCACCAUAUGUGCCCUUUCGUUGAUAUACCAAAUGCUUAAGAUUAAAGACUGAUAUACACUCAUCAAACGGUUUUUCAAACACGUUUAUUUACAAAACAACUACCGUUUUCAAUGAUUUGCAUUUUGGCAAAUUUGUUUGAGUUUGUCCCGAAUAAACCUCAUAGAUGUAAUUAUUAAAACAAUUUAUUCAUAGCCCUGU
This is a messenger RNA of Medioppia subpectinata, 354 nucleotides long. Lineage: Eukaryota; Metazoa; Arthropoda; Arachnida; Sarcoptiformes; Oppiidae. The record is from the annotation of a GenBank genome assembly.